Protopolystoma xenopodis is the source of this 471-nucleotide messenger RNA. NCBI's taxonomy places the organism in Eukaryota, Metazoa, Platyhelminthes, Monogenea, Polystomatidea, Polystomatidae. The record is from the annotation of a GenBank genome assembly.
ACCGAAAUUGAGGCCCAACAAGGACUGGCAUUCCUCACCGCUACCCAGCCACCAGAGUCUGGAGGAGGUUGUUGGGUCUCAAAUCACCUAAACCUGACUAAUCUUCCAUCCAUCUAUACCGGUGCUUCUUCAUCAAAUGGUCUCAACAGCUUACCACCUCCGAUUCCAAUGAAGCCCGGCGACCUGUCAAGUCGAGCUUGGAGUCUGCCAAAGGCUAUUACAGUUUCUACAACGAAUGCAGCUCAGCUGACAAUAGCCAGUUCGAAUGAGUCCUUGGAAAUGGCGCCUGAGCCACCCCAAAGGCUUUCCUCAUGUCGACGCAGUAGACGGCACACUGAAGAGCUACUGGCGCAGGAGGGUGGUUCACUCCACAAGGCCAGACGUGGUCAAUUUGGUUUCAGGCGUGGAGCUCGAAAAAUGGCAUCACAGGGGCCCAACCUUGUCAUGGCACCUUCUCCUAGAGUUAGUUAG